This is a messenger RNA of Oncorhynchus gorbuscha (pink salmon), 1790 nucleotides long. RefSeq names its product hornerin-like. The transcript has 2 exons. Lineage: Eukaryota; Metazoa; Chordata; Actinopteri; Salmoniformes; Salmonidae. The record is from RefSeq and is a predicted model, not a curated record. Bases 11 to 1696 code for a protein of 561 amino acids.
UGGGUUUAUAAUGAGAAACAUACUAGGUUAUAGAGUUACUGGGUCAACAAUGAGAAACAUACUAGGUUAUAGAGUUACUGGGUCAACAAUGAGAAACAUACUAGGUUAUAGAGUUACUGGGUCAACAAUGAGAAACAUACUAGGUUAUAGAGUUACUGGGUUUACAAUGAGAAACAUACUAGGUUAUAGAGUUACUGGGUUUACAAUGAGAAACAUACUAGGUUAUAGAGUUACUGGGUCAACAAUGAGAAACAUACUAGGUUAUAGAGGUACUGGGUCAACAAUGAGAAGCAUACUAGGUUAUAGAGGUACUGGGUCAACAAUGAGAAACAUACUAGGUUAUAGAGUUACUGGGUCAACAAUGAGAAACAUACUAGGUUAUAGAGUUACUGGGUCAACAAUGAGAAACAUACUAGGUUAUAGAGUUACUGGGUCAACAAUGAGAAACAUACUAGGUUAUAGAGGUACUGGGUCAACAAUGAGAAACAUACUAGGUUAUAGAGUUACUGGGUCAACAAUGAGAAACAUACUAGGUUAUAGAGGUACUGGGUCAACAAUGAGAAACAUACUAGGUUAUAGAGGUACUGGGUCAACAAUGAGAAACAUACUAGGUUAUAGAGUUACUGGGUUUACAAUGAGAAACAUACUAGGUUAUAGAGCUACUAGGUCAACAAUGAGAAACAUACUAGGUUAUAGAGUUACUGGGUCAACAAUGAGAAACAUACUAGGUUAUAGAGUUACUGGGUCAACAAUGAGAAACAUACUAGGUUAUAGAGUUACUGGGUUUACAAUGAGAAACAUACUAGGUUAUAGAGCUACUAGGUCAACAAUGAGAAACAUACUAGGUUAUAGAGUUACUGGGUCAACAAUGAGAAACAUACUAGGUUAUAGAGUUACUGGGUCAACAAUGAGAAACAUACUAGGUUAUAGAGUUACUGGGUCAACAAUGAGAAACAUACUAGGUUAUAGAGUUACUGGGUCUACAAUGAGAAACAUACUAGGUUAUAGAGUUACUGGGUCAACAAUGAGAAACAUACUAGGUUAUAGAGUUACUGGGUCUACAAUGAGAAACAUACUAGGUUAUAGAGUUACUGGGUCAACAAUGAGAAACAUACUAGGUUAUAGAGUUACUGGGUCAACAAUGAGAAACAUACUAGGUUAUAGAGUUACUGGGUCAACAAUGAGAAACAUACUAGGUUAUAGAGUUACUGGGUCAACAAUGAGAAACAUACUAGGUUAUAGAGUUACUGGGUCUACAAUGAGAAACAUACUAGGUUAUAGAGUUACUGGGUCAACAAUGAGAAACAUACUAGGUUAUAGAGUUACUGGGUCUACAAUGAGAAACAUACUAGGUUAUAGAGUUACUAGGUCAACAAUGAGAAACAUACUAGGUUAUAGGGUUACUGGGUCAACAAUGAGAAACAUACUAGGUUAUAGAGUUACUGGGUCUACAAUGAGAAACAUACUAGGUUAUAGAGUUACUGGGUCAACAAUGAGAAACAUACUAGGUUAUAGAGUUACUGGGUCAACAAUGAGAAACAUACUAGGUUAUAGAGUUACUGGGUUUACAAUGAGAAACAUACUAGGUUAUAGAGUUACUGGGUCUACAAUGAGAAACAUACUAGGUUAUAGAGUUACUGGGUUUACAAUGAGAAACAUACUAGGUUUCUGUUGUCGUGAAAAUGUUACGUUCUAAGUGUCUUUUUAUAUGGUCAAGUUAAUUGAAAUAUAUUGAAAUGCAUUAGCAGUCUUAGUUCAAGGUGUUUUAGUAACAGGUUCUGCCUGCCUAU